Molecule: messenger RNA, 949 nt
Organism: Dioscorea cayenensis subsp. rotundata (Guinea yam)
Lineage: Eukaryota; Viridiplantae; Streptophyta; Magnoliopsida; Dioscoreales; Dioscoreaceae
Product: norbelladine 4'-O-methyltransferase-like
Exons: 5
Coding region: 90-791 (233 amino acids)
Molecular function (GO): S-adenosylmethionine-dependent methyltransferase activity; O-methyltransferase activity
Source: RefSeq, a predicted model, not a curated record
CUCUUAGUGGAGCUAUAUAAGAGGUUUUUGAAAAGAAAGCUCCUCAUUCUCUGUUGUUUUCUAACAAGGGCUUUUUCUCCCACUCAUCCAUGGCUAGAGACAAGAACCUUCUCAGAAGCGAUGAUCUUCUUAAGUAUAUCUUGGAGACAAGUGUAUAUCCAAGGGAGCAUGAACAACUGAAGGAAUUGAGAGAGGCAACAAUGAAAGAUGAAAGGGGAGGAAUGAGUGUGCCUCCAGAAGAAGGGCAACUUUUAUCAAUCAUUUUGAAGUUAAUGGAUGCUAAGAGGACCAUAGAGAUUGGAGUUUUCAGUGGCUAUUCACUGCUCACUACUGCAUUGGCAUUACCAAAGGAUGGGAAGAUAAUUGCGAUCGAUCUAGAUAGAUCAUCCUUUGAAAUAGGUCUCCCUUUUAUUCGGAAAGCAGGAGUGGAAGAAAAGAUCAACUUUAUUGAGUCCGAAGCAAUUCCUAUCCUUAACAAGAUGAUUGAAGAGGUCAAAAAUAAUAAUGAGGAAUUAUAUGAUUUUGCAUUUGUGGACGCUGACAAAACAAACUACGGAGAGUAUCAUGAAAGAUUGAUGAAAUUGGUGAAGAUAGGAGGAGCCAUUAUUUAUGAUAACACACUCUGGUCUGGUACCGUAGCAGAACCUUUAAAUUCUUCAAUCCCAGCGGAGAUUCUUGAGAUAAGGAACUUCAUAGUGAAGUUCAAUGACUUCCUAGCUGGUGAUCCUAGAGUUGAAAUUUCUCAGGUUUGCAUUGGAGAUGGACUCACAAUUUGUAGGCGUAUCAUUUGAAAGAUGAUAAUAUUUUUCUCUUUUAUUUCAAAAUGCAUAGUUUUUAAAAUAAGACUUUUAAAUAUGGAAUAAGUCUCUUUGUUAUCCAUAUUCGUAUUUGUCUAUGCACCUAAGUUAUGUUGAUCAAUUUGCUUUGAUUAAUCAAUUAAGCUCAUGUC